AUGUCUUCCUACAACGUCGUUGUCUUCGGUGGUGAUCACUGUGGUCCCGAGGUUACUACCGAGGCUAUCAAGAUCCUCCGCGUCAUCGAGAAGAACCGUGAUGUCACCUUCAACCUGCAGGACCACCUGCUCGGCGGCGCGUCCAUCGACGCGACCGGCACCCCUCUGACGGACGAGGCCCUGACUGCUGCUAAGAACGCCGACGCCGUCCUCCUCGGUGCCAUCGGUGGCCCGCUCCCCCUCAAGGAGGAGAUCUGCCGCGGUGUCGACUUCAACAUCAUCCGCGAACUCACCGGCGGCAUCUACUUCGGCGAGCGCAAGGAAGAUGACGGCUCCGGUUACGCCAUGGACACUGAGCCCUACACCCGCGCCGAGAUCGAGCGUAUCAUCCGUCUCGCUGCGCACCUCGCUCUGCAGCACAACCCGCCCCUGCCCGUGUGGUCCCUGGACAAGGCUAAUGUCCUCGCUACCAGCCGUCUGUGGCGCAAGGUUGUUACGGAGAUUAUGGCGAAGGAGUUCCCUCAGGUUCAAAUCGGGCACCAUCUCAUUGACUCGGCUGCUAUGCUCAUGAUUAAGGACCCGCGCAAGCUGAAUGGUAUUGUUGUUACUAGCAACCUUUUCGGUGAUAUCAUCUCCGAUGAAGCUAGUGUUAUUCCUGGUUCGCUGGGUCUGUUGCCUAGUGCCAGUCUGAGCGGUAUUCCGGAUGGCAAGAGCCGUGUUAACGGUAUCUAUGAGCCUAUUCACGAUUUAGGUUCCGCUCCCGAUAUCGCUGGCCAGGGUAUUGUUAACCCCGUUGCUGCUAUUCUGUCCAUUGCUAUGAUGAUGCAGUACUCCUUCGGCAUGAUCGAUGAGGCCCGCAUCAUCGAGAAGGCUGUUAGCAACGUCAUUGAGGCUGGUGUGCGUACUGGCGACAUUGGCGGCAAGAACACCACUGUUGAGGUUGGUGAUGCCGUUGUUGCUGAGCUGGAGAAGCUGCUUAAGUAG
Messenger RNA from Penicillium atrosanguineum, 984 nucleotides. It is a transcript of the gene leu2A, whose product is annotated as 3-isopropylmalate dehydrogenase LEU2. Gene Ontology annotation, cellular component: cytosol. Gene Ontology annotation, molecular function: 3-isopropylmalate dehydrogenase activity; magnesium ion binding; NAD binding. The transcript is spliced from 6 exons. Gene Ontology annotation, biological process: L-leucine biosynthetic process. Bases 1 to 984 code for a protein of 327 amino acids. Lineage: Eukaryota; Fungi; Ascomycota; Eurotiomycetes; Eurotiales; Aspergillaceae. The record is from RefSeq and is a predicted model, not a curated record.